CUCUUAGAGGAGAAUGAAACUGCCAAGUUGCCAGAGGUUUGUCGAUGAGCGGAGCGCAGAAGUGUGUAAACGGGGACCGAGUUCGUGCUCUUAUCUCGAGAAUAUCAUCAUCGGAAAGCAAUGUGACCAGAUGAAAGAUGUUAGCAAUAGGAACGGAGUGAACGAUAGUGCUGUCAGGCUGCGCUGGAGAAGCUUAUUCUAAAGUGAUGAAUGAGUGGUGGAAGCUGCUCUAGCAACACCCUGUUGAAUAGAAACGUUUAGCCGUGCCUUUCAAUAAACCUACCUGGCAACCCGAUCAGCUGUCAGCUGCCCCAGUUAAAGCUCCCUUUAAUGUGGAGAUCAACAAGUUGAAACUGUUGGCAUAGAACGAAGAUUUGACGCCAUCUGGUGAUUUUGUUGGCUAGGAGACUUUUUCAAACUUUUCGAAGCCGGUUGUAGCGUACAGGCUUCCUCCUCUUUCACUCCAAAGUAGGGACUCGACGACGGACUAAGGUUUCCUUCGUCAUCAGAAGGCCGCCAGCAUCUGCUUCUACGUUGUAGCCCGCAAUACCUCCAGGAAAAAGCAACACAUCUUUUUCGCCAUGGUCACGACAAACUGAGUUUCCUGUGGUACAACGGCCACCAAUUUUCCAGUCAGAGGAGACGACAUGAUGGCAUGAAGGCAAUCACUCAGUAACCUGAUAAUUAUCAUGGCACAAAUCCCUUCUCACUAUUAUGGGAAUUAUUCGGAGCAUCAGCAGGUGAUGUCAGAGAAUUGCCACUCGUCCUACCCUGGUCCCUUUAGUGAAGGAAACUACUCCUGUACCAGUCCAGCUAUCAACAUAGCAUCGCAAUAUUCUCCAAGCAAUUACCAGCCCACUUUCACACCAGCACCAACGCCACCUUUCCAGAAUCCCUACUGUGGACAAUCCUAUUGUGAGCAGUCGCCAAACUUUCAUCAGAAUUCUGUUGCUAACCCCUUCAGCGUAGAGAGAAACAGUUACCUGACCAACCAAAGAAUCGACAAUGUGAAGACAACGAAUGACAUCUACGAAAGACGCCAUUCACUUGAACUUGGAGAACCUCUCGACGAAAUUCCUGUGGAAUCCCUUUUGCGCAUCAGCAAGCUAGAGGGUCAACUAAUAAGUGAAAGUGAAGCUGAAGACGCGUCCUCUGAUUUGUGUUUGUCGAUAUCACGCCAUAACGACUUUUCUUCCGUUCUCACGCCUGACUCCUCUGAUGAUUUUUUGUUUGCAACUGACAGAGACGAAGAAGAUUCAAGGUCAACCAUGUAUUCAAUGAAUUCAACCUCAGAUUCAGCCGUGUCAGCACAUUCUGUGGGUCAUGGUUACGACCAUUCCAGCACAUCUUCAACCUCACCCAAUCCGGUCUCUUCUUGCAUGAAGUCUCCAUUUGAACCGGGAAAUUUCACAGAUUCUCUCAUUCCUAGUCAGCCAUUCACCCAACACAGUAACCAGGCCACCAUGAAUCCAAGUCCUGCACCUUCUAAUAUAAGUUGUGGUAGCUUAAACAACAGUUUCCUUACCUCAAAUAGUCAUGUCUCCCUAGAAUCGGGACAAAUGGUGGGUUUCCCCCAAGUCAGUCCCAAAUAUAGCCAGAGCCUGGCACAAAACUACAUUGAUCCUUUUAUGCAGAAUAAAGAGCAAGAUCUGAAAAUGAGUGAAGCCAGUUCCAUGAAAAAGAAACCCAAGCAGGUUAAAAAAGCUCCUAAAGAGGAGCAAGGUGGACCAAAGAUUUCCAAAAAACCAAAGGUUUCAGAUACUCCUAAGUUUCCAGUCCCAGUUUCAUUCAACGAGGCAGUUAUGAACGCUAAUACCGACAGUUCAAGCGCGCACAGUUUAUCCUCUCACUUAGAUGCAUUUGACGAAGAGCUGCUCAGUGGUGACAACUCUGACCCGGACUACCCAGGGAGCGGAGAGUCUUCUGCUGCAUCACAAUCCAAGGCCAGUGGAGAACCCCAAAGAAUCGUGAGGAAGAGGAUGAGAUGCCCCCGUGGGAUGACCCUGGAGAUCAAACCGUGCGAGGUGUGCGGCGACAAAGCCAAGAACAUGCACUUCGGGGGCCUGGUGUGUGACUCUUGCAAGGCCUUCUUCAGGAGGUCGGUGCAGAGCAACGCCUGGGAUCAGUUCAGGUGUGAAAAGGAGGGAAGCUGCAGCAUCAACAAAGCGAACCGGAGAUGCUGUCAGUACUGCAG
Messenger RNA from Macrobrachium nipponense, 2194 nucleotides. RefSeq lists its product as uncharacterized. Gene Ontology annotation, molecular function: nuclear receptor activity; zinc ion binding; RNA polymerase II cis-regulatory region sequence-specific DNA binding. The record is from RefSeq and is a predicted model, not a curated record. NCBI's taxonomy places the organism in Eukaryota, Metazoa, Arthropoda, Malacostraca, Decapoda, Palaemonidae. Gene Ontology annotation, biological process: negative regulation of transcription by RNA polymerase II; cell differentiation; positive regulation of transcription by RNA polymerase II.